Rosa rugosa (rugosa rose) is the source of this 2689-nucleotide messenger RNA. RefSeq lists its product as uncharacterized. Lineage: Eukaryota; Viridiplantae; Streptophyta; Magnoliopsida; Rosales; Rosaceae. The record is from RefSeq and is a predicted model, not a curated record. The coding region runs from base 65 to 2419 and encodes 784 amino acids. The transcript has 11 exons. Gene Ontology annotation, molecular function: DNA binding.
GGCAUCCAUCGUCGUGGGUUCGAAAAGCUCUAAACGCCAAAAAAAUAAAAUCGGUGCAGCGGCGAUGCCGAGGAAGAGUAAAGCAAAGAAGAAGGAAGAGAUUUGCGAGGAGGUUUGCUUCUAUUGCAAAGACGGAGGACUCCUCUUGGUCUGCGACUACAAGGGUUGUCUUAAAGCUUAUCAUCCUGAAUGUGCGGGAAAAGAUGACUCUUUUGUGGAGACUGCACGGCGCUGGAACUGCAAAUGGCAUUCUUGCUUCAUGUGCCAUAAGGCUGCAAAGUUUCAAUGCUUUUGCUGCCCACAAGCUGUAUGCGGACGCUGCCUCUGUGACUCUGAGUUUGCGGUUAUUAAAGUGGAUAGAGGAUUUUGCAAUCAUUGCUUGAAGCUUGCUGUACUCAUAGAAGAAAACUUGGAUGCUGAUUCUGACGGGGGCAGAGUUGACUUCAAAGAUAUAAACACAUUCGAGUACUUAUUUAAGGAGUAUUGGCAGGUAAUGAAAAAGAAAGAACGCUUGUCUGCAGAACAUGUCUACUCUGCGAAAAAGUUAUUAAAGAAGGGAAAGAACUACGUGCGUGACUUUGAUUCGAGUAUAAUUUAUAAGAAAGAAGAAAAAUUUUCAGAAUCCGAUGAAGAAAGUGACCUUCAGGUGUCUGAUUAUGAUGGAGUGGAAAGUGGAGAAGAAUACAUGCCAGUUGCCAAAAAGAAGAGAUCCAAGGGAAAACAGUGUGCAGUGAAAAGAAAAGUAGAAGCAGAGAAACGAGAAUUUAUGGGAUGGGGAUCAAAGUCUCUCCUAGAAUUCCUUACUUCUAUGGGUAAAGAUACAUCCAAGGAGUUGUCACAGUAUGAAGUCACCUCUGUGGUUACAGACUAUUGUAAAGAAAACAAGCUUUUUGACCCAGAAAAGAAGAAGAAAGUAAUUUGCGAUGCAACCUUGCAGUCUCUUUUAGGGAGGAAAACAUUGAGUAAAAAUAGUAUAUAUAACCUUCUGACUUCCCAUUUUGCUGACAAUAUGGAAGAGUCAACGGAAGGGGAUGAGAGUGGAAGUAGUUCAGAAGACAAAGAUGAGAGUUUUAUGGGUACCUGUAAAAGGCAGAUCAAGUUGAGCCCUAAAGUACCAGAUGUGCAGAAAAGCUGUUUUGCUUCCAUAGUUCCUGAAAACAUCAAGCUUGUGUACCUGAAGAGGAGCUUAGUGGAGGAAUUGUUAAAGCAACCUGAGACUUUUGGUGAGAAAGUAACAGGAUGUUUUGUGAGAGUCAAAUCUGACCCAAAUGAUUAUUCACAGAAAAAUUCUCACCAGCUCUUGCAAAUUAAAGGUAUACAGGAAAUUUUGAGGAAUGGCAGAGAGGAUGCAGAAAUACUUUUGCAAUUUUUCAAUAAUUUUAAAGAUUUACCUGUUUCCAAGCUGUCAGAUGAUGACUUCUGUAAGGAAGAAUGUGAAGAUUUGCAUCAGAGAGUGAAAGAUGGCCUCCUUAAAAAGCCAACUAUUGUGGAGCUUGAACAGAAGGCUAGAAGUCUACAUGAGAAUAUAACAAAGCACUGGCUUGCAAGAGAACUGACUCUGUUGCAGAAGCGCAUUGACCUGGCAAAUGAAAAAGGAUGGAGGAGAGAGCUUGAUGCGUACAUGAAUAAGAAGCUGCUACUUGAAACACCAUCAGAACAAUCACGGCUGUUAAAUGAGGUUCCGGAAGUAAUUGCAGCCAUAGAAAAAUGUGAUCCUGUUCUUGAGUACUCCAGAAGCCAGGAUAAACAAGGAAAUGAUGGCUCUUCCGAAUCUGCCCCCAGAGAAUCUCCUCAAACUCCCGGCACUGCUCUAGCCAAUGAAACCUCAUGGCGUGCAAAUGGCAGAACAGAUCCUGCAGGUUCACAGCUAGACCAGGAGAGAGACCUGGAGGGUGCAGCAGCUAAACGUAAGAGAAAGCAGGCUUCAUCAAACUUUGAACAGAACUUUAGUAUAGAUGGUUCAAAUGGUGACCAUGAGAGAGACCUGGAAGAUGCAAAGGAUAGAUCUAAGAGAAAGAAGGUUCCUACAAUUCAUGACUGCAAGCAGUCUCCUUGCAUUCCAUCUGGUCAGGCAGCAGAACUAGUGGAACCUAAAGUAGCUCGACUAGAAAGGAUGAACUGUGAAAGCACAUCUGAAGGUAAGGUAAUUGAGUUGAGCGAUGACGAUGAAGAUGUAAUGGUUUCAGUUACAACACCUGCACUUGAAGUCCCAGGUUCUGAUUUAUGGUAUUGUAUGAGUCCACUUGGUGAAAUGAGGGGCCCCUAUAAAUUGUCAUUGCUAAAGCUAUGGCGCGUCUCGAGUGGCAAUGAAUUAAGAUACAAGGUUUGGAGAGUGGGUCAGAGCAAAGACGAGGCAAUCUUUCUCAAUGAUGCCAUUCAUGGAAAUUUUCCACCAUGUAGAAAUGCUUCCAAAUUGUAGACCGGUACUUGACUUGCUGUUGACAGUAAUUUUAUGAAGAGAGAAAAAAGAAAAAAAAAAAAAAAAACUAUUAUAAAUGAAAGUUACAUGAUUUAGUUUACAUGUUAUGUUAGAGGCGUAUUCCUCAUACAAACGGGGGAUGCCAAAAAUUAGAUUUGGUGAGAUUUCCAUUGUCGGUUGCAAGUCCGGCGUAAGUUUUGUAAUCAAUCAGGUACUUGUGUAAACAGCAAUUUGAUAGCCCAGUGUUGCAAUUUGGGUAUCUGUCUACAA